Messenger RNA from Ascoidea rubescens DSM 1968, 1951 nucleotides. RefSeq names its product proteasome regulatory particle lid subunit RPN3 (gene RPN3). Gene Ontology annotation, cellular component: proteasome complex; proteasome regulatory particle, lid subcomplex. Gene Ontology annotation, biological process: ubiquitin-dependent protein catabolic process; regulation of protein catabolic process. The transcript has a single exon. Gene Ontology annotation, molecular function: enzyme regulator activity. The record is from RefSeq and is a predicted model, not a curated record. The coding region runs from base 48 to 1682 and encodes 544 amino acids. Lineage: Eukaryota; Fungi; Ascomycota; Saccharomycetes; Ascoideales; Ascoideaceae.
UUGGUUAUUUCAAGUGGUUAGACAGUGAUUUCUCAUUAUUUGCAACAAUGGCUGACGUUGAUAUGAAAGAGGUCUCUGUGGCUUCCCCAACAAUUGAUUCAAUUGACACAAAGGAUUCUGAAAGUUUUACUGACAAAGAAAACAAUGAUGAGUACAAUUUUAACGAGAUUCUAAAGACCCUCAAGUUAUUGCAGAAAGCUUCGAUUGAGUUUGAUUCUCGUUAUAUUCUAAAAAUUUUUAGAGAUUUAAACCCAUUGAGAAAAAAAUUGAAUUCAACAAAUUUGAACAAAUUAUUAGAUUUGAUUUACAAUUCAACUGAUAAACCAAAUUUUCAAAAAGUAUAUCUCUUGGAAUAUUUGGGUCAGCUUCCAGUUAUUGCCGAUGAAAAGUCUGAUAUUAUUUAUGAUGUAGAAAUGGAUGUUGUUACCAAAACUACUGAUAAAGAAGAUGAAAAUACAACUCAAAAUAUCACUACAGCGAAUGACAUAUCUGAAAAACCAAAAGACCAAUUCAAAUUGAUUCCUGAAAUUGACUUAUACAUUCACUUUUUAUUUCAGCUAUUUUUACAUGACAAUAACCAUUUAGAGAUUUUAAACAAUUUAAACUCAAAAAUAAUUCAAUUGAUGAACUCUUAUAAUAAAAGAACUCUAGAUUAUAUUCAAGCUAAAAUCUGGUUUUACAUCUCAAGAACUUGCGAAUUGCUAGACAUCAAUCACAAUAAUAACAAUCAAGUAAAUGAAUCCUUUGAUAAUCUUAUCAACUUGAGAUCUCCUCUAUUAUUAGCUUUAAAAAGUUCAUCUCUAAAACAUGACACUGAAACACAUGCCUCAAUCAUCACUUUAUUGCUAAGAAAUUACUUAAUCACUAAUGAUAUUCAACAGUCCAUAAAUUUUAUCGAAAAGAUUCAAUUUCCAACUAAUGCUGGUAACAACUUAAUCUCCAGAUACUAUUAUUAUUUAGCCAGGAUUCACACAAUUCAAUUGAAUUAUUCAACUGCCCUAAAUGAGAUUAUAACCUCAAUCAGAAAAGCUCCCCAAUCAACUAAAGUCUUAGGCUUUUUGAUUUCCGCCAAAAAAUUAAACGUUUUAAUUGAAUUAUUAAUGGGUGAUAUACCCGAUUUAAAAAUCUUUAAAAAGCAAAAAUUUUCAAAGUCUUUAAAACCUUAUAUGGAUAUAACUAAAUCUGUUAAAUUGGGUGAUUUGAAAUUUUUUAAUGAAACUUUAGAAACUUAUUCAUCUGUUUACAAAAAAGACAACAAUUACAAUUUGAUUUUAAGAUUAAGAAAAAACGUUAUUAAAACUGGUUUAAGAAUAAUUUCAUUAUCCUAUAAGAAAAUCUCCUUGAAAGAUAUUUGUCUUAAAUUGCAGUUAGACUCCGAAUCCAAUGCCGAGUAUAUUAUAUCCAAAUUAAUUAAAGAUAACGUGCUUGAAGCAACAAUUAACCAUGAAAAGGGUUUCAUGUCAAGUAAAGAAAUUCUAAAUGUUUAUAAUACUGAUAUUCCUCAAGUUGAGUUUAACAACAGAAUCAAAUUUAUCAAUGACUUCCAUGAUGAAUUUGUCAAGAGUAUGAGAUAUCCUGAAAAUAAAAACAGACUUAACGAUAGCGCUUUAAAUCAAAUGAAAGAUGAAGAAUUAGAAUUGGUUGAACUAUUACAAGAUAGUAAUGAAAGUGAUUUCUUUUAGCAUAUUUAUAAAAUAAAAAGAUUUAUUAUAAAUUUUUUUAUAUAAAUUUUCUAUCACUACUUUAUUUUAGUUUUAAAUUUUAUUUUAUGUAAUAAAAACUUUUUUGUUUUCUUCAAAAAAAGGGCUUACCAAUAAUAAAAGAGAAAAAAAUAUAGAAGAAAAACCAUUAAAAAGACUAUCAAAAUUAGUUAACUCGACAUAAAAAGUAAAAAGUAAAAUGUAAAAAGUAGAAAGUAAAUAAAUGAAUAAAAAUUAAAAUAACACAUCAG